CAGCGCUUUGCGCUCCAGGAUGGAUCUUUAGAUGGCGCUGUGAGUAAACAAGCCGCAGCUGCGCUCAGACCGAAGUCAGCUCCACUCCGAGGAUCCAAUCAACUCAACAUCUUUGGUUUUCUGCUGCUGCUGAAAUCCCAGAACAUUUCCCAGCCUUAUUAGAGGCUUCCUCCAGGACUGGGUCGUGAAACCUCCUCCUGCUGGUACCAGUGCACUUGUCCACCUGCUGUCUGUCUGCAGGAGCCAGGAUUCCGCUGAAGUUGCUCCCAGCAGCAGCGGUAGCGCGCCGCGGACAUCAGUCAGAAGUUGCGCGUCUCCACCUACAUCCACCACCGCUUUCCACGCGAUCAUUCGCGCAAAUGAGCGCGAUGUUAGAGAGAACUGGCGCUGUGUUUGCGUGCGGAAAAUGAUUGCGGCCAUCGGUGAGCUUUCCAUGAUGGUGAGGAGAUGCCCUGUCACUUUCAAGCCGUUCAGGAUCUUUGUAGCGGGGGUUGGCUUCUUCAGCCUGUGCUUUCUAAUGACCUCUCUCGGGGGCCAGUUCUUGGCCAAGCGACCCGGAGACUCGCCGUUCACCAUGCGAGCUGAAGUGCUCGGUGGCCAAGAGUCUCGUGGCGUUUUGAGGAAAAUCAGUGACAUGCUGGAGAUGAUUAUGAAAAGGAUGGAUGCUCUGUCUAGGCUGGGCAACACAAGUGACACUCACAGACUGGAUGAGCUCAGCUCGGCUCUCGACAGGAUUCAGCCGAUGGGACUGGUGGAACGGAUCCAGGCUAUUGCCCAGAAUAUGUCUGACAUGGCGGUGCGGGUGGAGCAGAUCCUGCAGCGCAGCAUGGCCAGCAGCCGAGUUCGGGAAGGAGCCUUCGGAUUAUGUGAAACUCCCAAAGAUCCCCGUUACCCAGACUGCACCAGCAAGAUGGAUUGGAUGCGCACUCGUUGGACCUCCGACCCCUGCUACGCGUUUUACGGCGUUGACGGCUCCGACUGCUCCUUCCUCAUCUACCUGAGUGAAGUGGAGUGGUUCUGCCCCCCGCUGGCCUGGAGGAACCAGACCAUUACCCCCACCCAGAGGCCUCUCCCCAAGAAACAGGCUGUGUUCCAGUCUGACAUCGGGCCUCUGCUGGAGCAGGUGGGCACCGGGAAAGAGUCUUUGAGCUUCAUGAAGAGACGAAUGCGCAGGCUGGCAGCACAGUGGGCCUCCGCUGCUCCACGGUUGGAUGACAAACUCCGAGGCCGCUGGAGAGAGCAGAAGAGGAUUCUAGUUCACAUCGGCUUCCUGACAGAGGAGUCUGGAGAUGUUUUCAGUCCCAAGGUGCUGAAGGGGGGCCCUCUGGGGGAGAUGGUGCAAUGGGCCGACAUUCUCACUGCUUUCCAUGUGCUCGGACACGAUGUCAAGAUCUCCGUUUCUCUCAAGGAACUGCAUGGGUUUCUAGGUGUCCCUCCUGGAAGAGGAAGCUGCCCCCUGACAGGACCUUUGCCCUUUGACCUCAUCUACACAGACUACCAUGGCUUGCGGCAAAUGAAGCAUCACAUGGGUCUUUCUCUACGGAAGCACAAGUGCCACAUCCGAGUGAUCGACACCUUUGGUACGGAGCCUGCUUACAACCACGAGGAGUACGCCACUCGUCACGGCUACAGAACCAACUGGGGCUACUGGAACCUCCACGGCCAGCAGUACAUGACCAUGUUCCCCCACACUCCAGACAACUCCUUUAUGGGUUUUGUGGCCGAGGAGCUGAAUGAGACUGAGAGGCUUUUCAUUCAGAGGGACAAAGUCAACAACAUGGCCGUGGUGUAUGGUAAAGACGCCAGCAUGUGGAAGCUUCAAGGUAAAGAAAAUGUCUUGGCAAUUCUGUAUCGUUACAUGGAGAUUCACGGGACUGUUUAUUAUGAGACACAGCGCCCCCCAGAGGUUCCUGCCUUUGUCAAGAACCAUGGCCUGCUGCCUCAGCAUGAGCUGCAGCAACUCUUAAGAAAAGCCAAGCUGUUUGUUGGAUUUGGCUUCCCUUAUGAAGGCCCCGCCCCUUUGGAGGCAAUAGCCAAUGGCUGCAUUUUCCUGCAACCCAAAUUUAACCCCCCUCACAGCUCUCUCAAUCACGAGUUCUUCAGAGGGAAGCCCACCUCCAGGAAGGUGUCCUCUCAGCAUCCAUAUGCAGAGCAGCACAUCGGCAGGCCGCACGUCAUCACCGUUGACUUCAACAACUCUGAAGAGUUUGACGCAACCAUCCGCGAAAUCAUGAAGCUCAAUGUGGAGCCAUUCCUGCCCUAUGAGUACACGUGCGAGGGGAUGCUCGAAAGAGUUCACACCUACAUUCAGAAUCAGAGCUUUUGUUCCCCCGAGGUUCCGUUCCCUCCUGUGAAUUCAUCCUGGGCUCUGCUCAGAGGUCCGUUCACUCCCGUGCCCGACUCCAGAAUCCUGAUCUGGGCCUCCAAUGUCAGCUCUUUGUCUUCGUGGCCUCCUCUUUCUGCUCUACGGCUUUUGUCAUCACAGCAGGGCCAGUCGUGCGUGGAGGCAUGCUGGACUGAAGGGCUAAUCUGUGAACCCGCCUUCUAUCGUUUUAUCAACAUCAAGGAAGCCUUUAGCGCGCUGGACUUUCAGUGUGAAGGACUGGAGUCAGAGAUGAACCACCUCUUCCCUGCCUUCUCUGCAGAGCAUGCCGAGUGCAGCCUGCAGCACGAUCCGCUGCUGUUCAGCUGUGCCGGCUCCAGCUCCAAAUACCAACGCCUUUGUCCCUGCAGGGACUUUCGGAAAGGACAGGUGGCACUGUGUAGGGACUGUUUAUGACCAAAGGAGCAAACGGUGCUUUAAUGUCACAUCAAAUUGUCCAAAAGGAAACUUUGAGCUUCAAAAGCUGUGGAGCAUAUAAGUGAUUAUGCUCAUUUAGUGGAGAAGCUGCCAAGAAUGUAACAUUUAAAUAACCUCUCAGGGAAUUGCAUGAUUGUACUUUAAAUUUUAAUGGCCUCAGUUUGCAGGUUGUUGCAGCAGGACUACAAUCGUCUAAGAAUCAUGAAGAAGUGGGCCUUUUCUGGAUCGAGUCAGCCCAGAAAACCAACAGCAAUCACUAGGAGUUUAGGUUUUAAAAGAUCCAAAUGCUUGAACUUCAGAAGUGUAUUUAUUUACUUUUGUGUGAAAUAAAUAACGUGAAUAUUGUGGAAUAUUUGUACAGAUGCACUCAAGGCCAUUUACACCAGUUUGAGAUUUAUUAUAUUACAUGUCCUGUGGGAAAUAUAUUUGUACAAAUGUGUUAUUUAAUAAAAGACAACAGAAAAUAUGGUUCUGUGUAGAUAACAUUUAUGAAGGUUAAACUCUGGCCUAGCAAGCCAUCUUUUAUAGUCUGGCCACGACUCUGCAUGCUAUUGGACAGCUCUAGGACCAAUCAGAGCAACAAGCAGCGUGAGAUAUUCAUUGCUACAGAACUCUGUCUGCGGAACAGUCUGCCAUACAUCGUCAAAGAAGAAGAAGCAAACACAUCUUUUAUUUUUUUUUAUAAAUGACUUGAGUACUUCUGUCUGCUCACGUCUGAAAGAAAAGCCCGCAUCAAAAAUGUUUCAAACAAGCGCCUUUCCUAAGCCGACGCCAUCUUUGUUGUUUUUCUUUGUUGUAGUUCUGGGACUAAGUCCACCCAACAUUGAUCUAUGAACAUAGAGCACUGUGAUUGGCCAGGCAUGAAAUUGUCCGGGCAAGUUAUAGACCUGUGGAGACUACUAUGGAGAGUGGCUAGACCGACCUGUAGAGCAGAGUCUGUUGGUACUGCUACGAUUGGUCAUGAUUUGUAGGCUCUUUGUACCCACCCUACUCCUAACCCCUAUAACUUUUGAAAGGUUUUUAUUGCCAUUAUAUGGAUUACAUCACAUAUUUUAUUAUUUGCAGUGCUGGUUCUUCUUUUUCACGCCCUCUGCAGCUCAUGUGCCAUAAAUCAAUGUCCAAAUUCUAACUGGUUGCUGCCCAUUCUUACCAAACUAAUACUGAGAGUUUAGGAAAAAGCCUUGUUUAUUUUUUUUUGUCCUCAUGCAUUUUGUGGACUAACAAGCUCUCAAUGGUAAUAGAGACAGGAGUGUUUCCUAGUUUUUUACCUAAAGUUUCCUGAACCACAUAUUUACAACUUUAGGCGUGUAGCCAUUGUCCAUCACUGAUCUGUUCUUGGAUUUUUGGAGGAUGAUAAUAAAAAAUACAUAGAGA
Molecule: messenger RNA, 4174 nt
Organism: Nothobranchius furzeri (turquoise killifish)
Lineage: Eukaryota; Metazoa; Chordata; Actinopteri; Cyprinodontiformes; Nothobranchiidae
Product: alpha-1,6-mannosylglycoprotein 6-beta-N-acetylglucosaminyltransferase B
Biological process (GO): protein N-linked glycosylation
Cellular component (GO): Golgi apparatus
Molecular function (GO): alpha-1,6-mannosylglycoprotein 6-beta-N-acetylglucosaminyltransferase activity
Source: RefSeq, a predicted model, not a curated record